AUGUCCCGAACAUCUCAUUCACCCAGUCGCCGUUUCUUUUCACAAAAUGGGGAGUCGUCGUCCUCCAGAGCUCCGACCAACCGGUUGCCACCCAUGAGGUUCGCUGGGGACGGUCUCGACAUGAGGAGACCUGUCGUCUCAGCUUCCCCUCAGACAGACGAAGUGAUCGAUUUGACCAAUGAACCGGAUUCGCCUCCACAAGAGCGAGAUAGGAAUGCCCGGGCGACAUCGCGGCGACCUAGACAGCCCCGCUUUGGAAGGGACAUCAUGGCAGAUGUCGUGGAUCUAGAAGAUGAACCGGAUAAUACAAUUGACCUCGACUCUCCCAGCAGUCCAGAAGUUCAAUUCGUGGGUGCCAGCGUUCGCCCCCAGCUGCCUCGACCAUCGCCACCACAGCCCAGAGGCUUUGAUUUCGGCUCCGGGCUUGUACGGUUCCUACGGUUAGAUAAUCCCAGGGUCCAACAUUUUCCUGGUAGAGGGUUAUUUUCUAGGGAUUCUGGAUGGAGAACCAGGGGGCCUCGUCACGCGCCACAAGAUGUGGAGACAUUUUGGAUCGGAGAUAGAUCAGGCGGAGCAGUUGAUCUGACGAUCAACUUAGAUAUGGACGGUCCCCUGGCAAUGGAUUAUCAAAUUCAAGGGUUUUCACCGGAUCGAGGGUCACGACCAACGUACAAGCCACCUAGCCCGCCGCCGGAAGGGUUCACAAGGAACCUGGGAGAAGACGAGGUUGUUUAUUGCGGGCAGUGUGCCACCUAUAGGUCCAAAUCGAACGCUAAGAAGGCAUCGCAGCCUGUGAAGCCAUUUUCUAAGUGUCAAGUAGCGGAUUGUGGGAAGGCUGUCAGUGCACCAAAAUCGAUGUUCCAGAUCUAUUUAUGA
Messenger RNA from Aspergillus pseudotamarii, 876 nucleotides. RefSeq names its product putative RING finger domain protein. Gene Ontology annotation, molecular function: ubiquitin-protein transferase activity. Lineage: Eukaryota; Fungi; Ascomycota; Eurotiomycetes; Eurotiales; Aspergillaceae. The transcript is spliced from 2 exons. The record is from RefSeq and is a predicted model, not a curated record. Bases 1 to 876 code for a protein of 291 amino acids. Gene Ontology annotation, cellular component: SUMO-targeted ubiquitin ligase complex.